AUGCUUACACCCCUCACCACGGUUGCAGAUUCGAAUAAUUCAAGUCAUCAUAUAACUAUUAUAGGGUUGGGCACUAUUUCUCGCUUGUUGGUUGCCCGCCACCUCCUGCAGUCCAGACUCAACAUUCACAUCGACAUCGCAGCUCCAACCGCAUCCACAACCACAGCCGCAACCAAGCAGGAAGAGAAUUCUAGACCUUUGUUUCAAAUACCUUUACUAUACGAAGUCUCAAUCGACCUUUCAGGAGCUUUUGCCACAGCAAACAUCAAUCAAAUGGCAUCAAGGGAACCGCAAGCGCAAAGGCAAGAUCAGCCACAAGAAUGGAAGCAAGACAUCGAGCCACCGUUCUCUCUAUCCCCAGCAAUCUUUGUCCCCUUUCAAGGACCACCAGGCCAAGCGCCAAUUCUCGAUCAACCCCAGCAGCUCCAGAAGAUUAUCGAGAACCUGCAAGCGCAGCAAGAUGUCGUCAGAAAAAAUAUGCUGUUCUUGAUACAGCAACGUGCAGAUAAUUUAGCUUCGAAAGCAAGGGAAGAACUGGAAGUAUUGGAGCGGUGCAAAGGUGAUGAAAUAUCACCGCUGCACGGGGAGGACAAAGAAGUGAACGAGCGCCAGAACAAGGAGAUAGACAAUAUGUUCCGGCGGCUCAAGGUCCUAGCGAAAAGGGAUGCUAAGAGUGAGGACUACGAGGCUAAGCCUGACACCUUUAAUCCAAACAAACAACACCCAGCAAUCCAUCCUCCCGCAGGCGAUGGGAAUGUAGAGAUGGGCGGUAUGGACAACGCGCCCAAACCGAGGACUGCAAAAGCAGUCCGAGAUGAAUUGAGCCGAAACAUGAGAGAGCUGGUCGAUAGAGGCACGCAAGAGCUAGAGGGCUACGAUAGGCACGCACAAGGAAUCCUUAACCACUACCGGCAGUCCCUGGAGAGGAGAACGGGGAGACCUGCGCCACCUCUAACUGGACCUACGGGUGCUACCGUGCCUCCAAGAGGCAUAUUGAAAAAUGCUGGUGACGGGGGUUCGGUUAGCAGGAAUGAGAGGAAAGCGUCUGGGAUUAAAUUUGCACUACCUUGA
Messenger RNA from Venustampulla echinocandica, 1071 nucleotides. RefSeq lists its product as uncharacterized. The record is from RefSeq and is a predicted model, not a curated record. Lineage: Eukaryota; Fungi; Ascomycota; Leotiomycetes; Helotiales; Pleuroascaceae. The transcript has 4 exons. The coding region runs from base 1 to 1071 and encodes 356 amino acids.